Molecule: messenger RNA, 3830 nt
Organism: Grus americana (Whooping crane)
Lineage: Eukaryota; Metazoa; Chordata; Aves; Gruiformes; Gruidae
Gene: SLC2A2
Product: solute carrier family 2 member 2
Exons: 11
Coding region: 155-1747 (530 amino acids)
Biological process (GO): D-glucose transmembrane transport
Cellular component (GO): brush border; membrane
Source: RefSeq, a predicted model, not a curated record
AUAAUAGUCCCAUCUCUCAGAGCACCAGCCAGUUGUGCAGAUCCUUCUUGCCUCCGUCCCAGCCCUGCUGUCCUCCUUCCCUGCCCAGGCUCUCACCUCGCUGCGCAGCCCAGGACAGUGACCACUCCCAGGAGCACAGCGGAGGAGCUGCAGGAUGGACAAGAAAAGCAAAAUGCAAGCGGAGAAGCACCUCACAGGAACACUGGUCCUCUCGGUCUUCACUGCGGUGUUGGGCUUCUUCCAGUACGGCUACAGCCUGGGUGUCAUUAAUGCCCCCCAGAAGGUGAUAGAAGCCCACUACGGGCGUGUGCUGGGCAUCGUCCCCCUGGACAGACUUGCCACCAACGCCUCCGAGGAGGAUGGCACCAUCCCCAGCACAGAGCCCUGGGGCAGCACCGAGGGCACACUCGUGCCCCCAACCAACUCCAGCGAGGACCUCGCCACCUCCCCGCACAUCCUCACCAUGUACUGGUCCCUCUCCGUCUCCGUGUUCGCCAUUGGCGGCAUGAUCUCCUCCUUCACCGUGGGGUGGAUCGGCGACCAGCUGGGGAGGGUGAAAGCCAUGCUGGUGGUGAACGUCCUCUCCAUCAUUGGGAACCUCCUCAUGGGGCUGGCGAAAUUUGGGCCGUCUCACAUGCUCAUCAUCGCCGGGAGAGCAGUCACGGGGCUGUACUGCGGGCUCUCCUCCGGACUCGUGCCCAUGUACGUCAGCGAGGUCUCUCCCACGGCCCUUCGAGGAGCGCUGGGGACGUUGCACCAGCUUGCUAUCGUCACGGGUAUCCUCAUCAGCCAGGUCCUCGGACUAGACUUUCUCCUGGGGAAUGACGAGAUGUGGCCCCUGCUCCUCGGUCUGUCCGGUGUGGCUGCCCUCCUGCAGUUCUUCCUGCUCUUACUGUGCCCCGAGAGCCCCCGAUACCUUUACAUCAAACUGGGGAAGGUGGAAGAAGCUAAAAAAAGUUUGAAAAGGCUGAGAGGAAACUGUGACCCAAUGAAAGAGAUUGCUGAGAUGGAAAAGGAAAAGCAAGAAGCUGCUAGUGAAAAGAAAGUCUCCAUAAGGCAGCUUUUCACCUCUUCAAAGUAUAGGCAGGCUGUCAUCGUGGCACUGAUGGUGCAGAUAUCUCAGCAGUUCUCAGGAAUCAACGCGAUCUUUUACUACUCUACAAACAUUUUCGAGAGAGCCGGAGUUGACCAGCCAGUUUACGCAACCAUUGGUGUUGGAGUGGUGAACACAGUCUUCACUGUUAUCUCCGUCUUUCUGGUGGAGAAGACAGGCAGGCGGUCCCUGUUCCUGGCUGGUUUGAUGGGCAUGUUAAUAAGUGCUGUGGCCAUGACAGUUGGACUUGUGCUCCUGAGCCAGUUUGCCUGGAUGAGCUAUGUCAGCAUGGUCGCGAUCUUCCUCUUCGUCAUCUUCUUUGAAGUCGGGCCUGGGCCCAUCCCCUGGUUUAUUGUAGCCGAACUGUUCAGCCAAGGCCCGCGUCCCGCUGCCAUCGCCAUCGCUGGCUUCUGCAACUGGGCCUGCAACUUCAUCGUGGGAAUGUGUUUCCAGUACAUCGCGGAUCUGUGCGGACAGUAUGUGUUUGUGAUCUUCGCGGCUCUGCUUCUUGUUUUCUUUCUGUUUGCGUACUUCAAAGUACCGGAGACGAAAGGAAAGUCCUUUGAGGAGAUCGCAGCUGUGUUCCGCCGCAAGAAGCUCCCAGCCAAAGCCAUGACUGAGCUGGAAGACCUGCGAGGCAGUGAGGAAGUGUAGACAUCACCACGCUCCCAGAAAGGAGGGACUGAGCAUGGACCUCCUUCAGGCACCACGGGAAGAACGUUGGGCAAAAGUCUCUUUUCACAAAAACCUUGCAGCUGGCAGACCAGGAGAACUCAUCCAUCAGAUGGCUUCUGGCUGCUGUGGCUCACACCUCCGAGCUGCAGAUGCUAACCUGGCGUUUUACUCUGAAAUAGUUGGUACAACUGGGCUGCAGGAAGAGCUGGGGAAAGGACAGGAGGAAUAUGUUACACGUCUGUCUCUGUGUCCACUGGAAGAGCCCAGUGGGACGAUGAUCUCACUAGCUGGAAAGGCAUUACCUUGAGCAGGGUCAUCACUCAGCUGGAAUGAAGGAAAGAGGGGUUGGGUGAUGCUGUAGCCUCGUGCCUUCACCUUUCAGUCCCAUGCUUGCUGCUUCCUUCUGCUGAGUGAUCUGACACCUUGAGAAACCAACUGCUAGUGCAGUUGUGCUACCAGCACGUCGCACUGAUCACCCGAGGCGCUAAAGAAAACAGACCAAGCAAACUCCCCCUCACUCUUGCCUGUGCAGAGGAAGAAGGUGGAUCCCACCUGAAUCGGUCGGGAUGCACCUCCCUUGCUUUGCCAUCCAUGUGUUAUGGAAAUGCUGCCCAAUGUCAUAAGGAUUUCUUGAGUCACAGCAUUUUUUAGGAGAAUCUUAGAAACUCUGGCUCGGCUGAUGUGCAUUCUUUUUCUUUUGUUUCAGCUAGACUAUUUACCUCCUCCCUCCUCCCUGGAAGCCUUUCCUCCCUCCUUUAUCCCUGCUGCAGCACAAGACACAGCACAUCACUGACCACACAACAGGCCCCCAGGCCAGGAGACUCAAGUCCUGCCGCCAUCCCUCCCAUGGUGUGACCACCGCCAGAUCACCUUCUCUCCCUGCUCCUCCUUCCCACCCUCUGCGUCUGCAUUCCCUUCCUUUAGUACACUGCUUAGGCCAUGGGCUCCAGCUUCGGCCGAGGCCUCGGGCUGCCUGUACCGUAACAAUUACUGAUAACCCAAAGGGGAAACGGGUAUUGCAGCAUUAGGUGGAAGGUGCCCCACCGAUCCGACUCUCACUUGGCACCGCUUACGGUUUUGCUGGCUGGAUGUGCUUCAGCCAAGAUAGCAUUCAAGCAGGAGGUUGUGGUGUUUCUCUAACCUUGUUUGUGCUCGUUUUGCUUCUUUACGAGAUACUUCUAUGUGACAAAAUCAAACUGCAAGGAUUUUUCUUCCUUUUUGGGGGAUAUGUUGGAAUCGUUGUAAAAGCCUGCUCUCUGUUUGCUUGACUUUUAAGAUUUGCAUGUUCCUUGUUGUGAUACCAGGCUACUUUCUAGCAACUUUCUCAGGAUAGAAACCCAUUAUUUAUUUAGAGAUGAAACACCAGCAUUGCUCGGUCACUGUGAGCUCAUCGCGACUGCCAGUGAAGCAGUGACCUUAAUGUAACAGAGGAUGAAACACAGUGAAAAGCAUGAGAAUAGCUGGGCCAAGGAGGAUUGUAGGCUGCUGCUGUGGGUUCGGUUUUAGGGACGGUUCAUGCUCCUUUCCAUGUGCCUGAAAUUCUUUCCUUUGUAGACUUUACUCUCUUAUUGAGACCCCAAAGCAAAUUCUGGUCCCCUCCAAAUGACUAGAAGUGCAGCCACGAGGUCCACUGGGACAAGCUUCUGGCCGCGCUCUGUGCACUGAAGCAAUGAGAUUGCACCAAAGGCUUUCCUGGAGUGACUGCUGGGAUUUACCUAGAGAAGAACUGGGUCAAUGCUGUCAUGUGCUACAGCGGUGGGGGACCGGGGCCUGACACGGGGCACGCAGGGCAUGUGGGAGCCAGGGCCCAGGCUGCGGUGCACAGAAGAGAGCAACAGAGCUGGGGCACAGGCUCUGGGUUGAACAGUCAGAGUCUGUGUGCUGCAAACAGGUCUCCCCAGGAGACUAGCACGGCAGGCUCAGAAGCUCUCCGUGGUGUCUACUGCAGUUAGUUAAAUAUUAUAAUAGGUUGUCUGAAUGCAAAAAAAGAGAUGGAUUCUUGCUUUCAGCAAUGUUAUCUGUGUCUGUUACAUAAAAGUGACAAUAAACAACAUCUACAGCA